AUGCGAGCAGCGUCAAUCUUCCUGAGCGUAGCCGCCGCUAUCGCUUCAGUUAAGGGAGCCAUAGUCCCCCAGAGAAGAGCGGACGUCUGCAACGGUCAUGCAGAACUUUGCAAUCGAAGCUAUGGCAACGUGACGUUCCUUGGAGCACACGAUUCGUUCGCGUUCAGCGACGAUCCCCUGGCUCUUUCUGCCGACCAGCGGGUUGACAUCCCUACCCAGCUGGGCCUUGGCGUUCGCCUGCUUCAAGCGCAAGCGCAUGUCAACGACGGCGUCCUCCACUUCUGCCACACGAGCUGCCUGCUGUUCGAUGGCGGAUCUGUUGAGGACUACCUCACAAAGGUUCACGACUUCCUGACGGCGAACCCUAACGAGGUCCUCACCUUCAUCUUCACGAACCCCGAGAACGCGAGCCUCACCGAGCUCUGGGACCCACCGUUCCAAGCGUCGGGGAUCGCAGACCUGGCCUACGUCCCUCCCAGCAUCCCCGUCAAGCAGAGCGACUGGCCGACGCUCGGCGAACUCAUCGACAGCGGCAAGCGCGUCAUCGUCUUCCUCGACAAGGGCGCGGACACGGACCGCUCCGUGCCGUACAUCCUCCCCGAGUUCCCCAUGGUCUGGGAGACGCCGUUCUCGGUCACUAACGCGUCGUUCCCGUGCAGCGUCGACCGCAUCAGCGGCCCGCUCGCGACCGAGGACCACCUGUACAUGAUCAACCACUCGCUUAACAAGAACCUGUUCGACACGGGCAUCAUCAUCUCGGACCCCCUCGACGCGUCCAAGACGAACAGCGUCAGCUCGAUCUUGGCCAACGCUGCCGGCUGCCAGGGCUUCGCUGCGGGCCGCGCGCCUAAUUUCGUCCUGCUCGACUGGGUGAACACCGGGCAUGGCCUCGACGCGGUCAACCAGCUCAACGGGCUGGCGUGAGUACCCAUCAUAUCGCUAUACCCCUCCCCACCCUAUUCCCCCACCUCUUUAUUGC
Messenger RNA from Dichomitus squalens LYAD-421 SS1, 979 nucleotides. RefSeq names its product PLC-like phosphodiesterase. Gene Ontology annotation, molecular function: phosphoric diester hydrolase activity. NCBI's taxonomy places the organism in Eukaryota, Fungi, Basidiomycota, Agaricomycetes, Polyporales, Polyporaceae. Gene Ontology annotation, biological process: lipid metabolic process. The transcript has 8 exons. The record is from RefSeq and is a predicted model, not a curated record. The coding region runs from base 1 to 924 and encodes 307 amino acids.